Molecule: messenger RNA, 1587 nt
Organism: Mizuhopecten yessoensis (Yesso scallop)
Lineage: Eukaryota; Metazoa; Mollusca; Bivalvia; Pectinida; Pectinidae
Product: probable 28S ribosomal protein S25, mitochondrial
Exons: 4
Coding region: 158-676 (172 amino acids)
Cellular component (GO): mitochondrion
Molecular function (GO): structural constituent of ribosome
Source: RefSeq, a predicted model, not a curated record
ACAGACGACUUCCUGUGUUUAACAUGUGUGAACCAUGAAAGUCAAACACAACCUUCAUUCAUUUUAAACGUGUGUUUAUUGUCGUACACAAGUUGUGCAAUCUUCGAUGUAGCUCCUUAUUUAGUUUAUUGUUUACCAAAAGACUUCAUUUUCCAAAAUGCCGUUCUUGAAAGGAAGGGCUGCCAUGCGGCGCACGAUGCGAUACCUGGAGUCGAAACCGUUGUUUCUGAAGGAUGAAGUGAGGGUCUUGACUGUGCACUAUAACAACGGACAGCCUGCAAGCAAAGGCGCAUAUGAUUUUGUAUUUUGGCAUCUACCACAACUGCAGUAUUGUAAUCCCCGUGUUCAGAUAGUCACCUUUAAGAACCUGACACCAUCACCAUUCUUUCAGUUUUACUUCGGAAACGGAGAAAAGAUGUUAGUGGACCUAGAUUCUGUGCCCCGUGAUGCUAUAAUGAGCCACCUGCAAAAUACCAUAUGUAAAUCAAGUGCUAUUAUGGCGAAAGCAUGGAAGGAGUUGCAAGCGAAAGACAACCAAGCUAACUUUGGCUACUCGUGUUCACGCUGGUGUAUCUGUGAGAUGCCUGGUCAGGUUCCCUGCUCCGGCGUAGUAGAGCUCCCAAAAGAAAUGCGUGGCAAGUACAGGGUUUCGAAGAAGGAGGAAAAGGAGCUGUAGGAUCAACACGAGAAAUGAUGUGGAAGAUGUGUUUUAAUUUUCAAUGAUUUUGUAUUCCAUGAGGAAGAACGUAGUCAUGUGGGUUAUUGGAUGUGAAGAUUCUUGACUGAUGCGACAGCUGUAUUUGAAUUUUAGAGAUAUUGACAUUAUUGUUGCAGUACUGUGACCGUCAAUCAGAUAUUGUGUUAUGCAAGUGUUCCAUUUACCUGAACUUUAACAAUACAUCAAUCGACUGAAAUAUUGUGCUAUUUCUUCAUAUUUGAAUAUUGUGAUACAAGAUACUAUCAAAAGCAUCAUAUUACUAUUGAUAUACAUAAACUUAAAACUACUAGCAAGUAUGCGAGUGACAGAAACUCUACUAGUACUGAUGAUAAAAAAAUGUUCUUGGAUUAAAUUCGCGGAGAAAGAUAAACACAUGUACAUCAGGAUACCUAUUUCAUAGAGUUAGUGUAUUACCCCGGUUUUAGUAGAUCCCUAUAUAAUCUCUCGCUCAUAGACAGAGCAACGAUCAUCAAGAGGUAAAUUGUUACUUGUUUGAAAUAUUCCCAAUAGCUGUCAAAUGCAUGUUUUUUUGUAUGUGUGUUUUCACCACAUUUCAUAGUUCGAAACUGGGAAUUAUUUGACAGUAACUUACAUUGCCCUUUGUAAUAAUAUUAUUAUUGGACCUUGUAAACACGAUAACUUGAAUAAAUGUUGAUGGAGUUCAAUGAAACUUUGUCCGGUAAAUAUUUGACGGUAACCUGCAGACUUAUUGCGCUUUGUCGUUAUAUUAUUAUUUGUCCCUGUGAUGUUGAUUGACAUUACAAAAGAAUAGAUGUAAAUUCAUGUGGUACACCUUUCUUUUCCUUCAUGACACAUUUUUGCUACUAACAAGGUGCUAUUAAAAUUUUGUGCCUUAUUUAAUAAAUCAU